Molecule: messenger RNA, 1150 nt
Organism: Eutrema salsugineum
Lineage: Eukaryota; Viridiplantae; Streptophyta; Magnoliopsida; Brassicales; Brassicaceae
Exons: 2
Coding region: 90-959 (289 amino acids)
Source: RefSeq, a predicted model, not a curated record
CAAGUCUCCAGACACUCCACACACACUUCUUCUAAUCUUUCUCUCUGUAUGUCGCAGAGUAAGUUUAAAAAGCUUAGCAACUUUCUCUCAUGGAGUCGCUUACAUCAAAUCCUUCCUUCGCUUGUUUCUCAAAAAGCUUAUCUCAUUACCCUUCUCGUCUUUCCUUCGUUAAGCUAACUUCUAUCCACAAGUUGGAAGCUCCAAACACCAUCUCGUUAUGCUGUAAAUCAUCCCCUUUGGGUUCCUCGAAUCCUAAACCUGAUUGCAAUGCUAGUAAUCGCCGUAUCCAGCUGAACCCAUUCUGCGUUUUGCGUCCAAUCAUUCGAACGAUUAAAGGGUUGGUUUCGUCUCAAUCCCGGCUAUGGAUGUCGCGUUUUCGAGCUUACAGAGACGAUACGGCGGCGUUUUCCGAGAAUUUCGCCGGAGAUCUGAAGCACAACGGUGGAUUGGGGAUUGCCCUUUUGAGCGUCACGGCUUCGGCUAAGGUAAAGAUUAGCCCUUUCGUGGCGACGCUCUCGGCGAAUCCGACAUUCGUCUCAGCUGUUUUCGCGUGGUUCUUUGCGCAGUCGAGUAAAAUGGUUAUCAAUUUCUUCAUUGAGAGGAAAUGGGAUUUUCGUCUACUGUAUGCUUCUGGUGGAAUGCCUUCGUCGCACUCGGCUCUAUGUAUGGCUUUGACGACCUCUGUGGCGCUUUGCCAUGGAGUGGCAGACUCGUUGUUUCCUGUUUGUUUAGGUUUUAGCUUGAUUGUGAUGUAUGAUGCUAUUGGCGUUAGACGCCAUGCCGGUAUGCAAGCUGAGGUUCUGAACUUGAUCAUAAGGGACUUGUUUGAAGGACAUCCCAUCAGUCAAAGAAAGCUUAAGGAACUGCUCGGUCACACGCCUUCGCAGGUUCUUGCAGGAGCAUUAGUUGGUAUUGUGAUUGCUUGCCUUUGUUGCCAAGGCCAUCUCGUCUCAGCCUAAGAUCUCUCAUUAACUCUUUUAUUCAUUAGUUUUCUGGUUGUUUUUGUUUUUUAUUCGGCUCAAGUUAUGGGUUGCAUCGACUUGGCUAAGGUUCGUGGUUGUAUCAUAUGUGGUGUUGAGCAAUAGAGAAAACUCGUGCUUCUUCAUUCUGGUUUUUGUAAUCACUGAAAAUUGCAAUGCGAGCUGGUUUU